Messenger RNA from Gracilinanus agilis (Agile Gracile Mouse Opossum), 3726 nucleotides. RefSeq names its product DNA cross-link repair 1A (gene DCLRE1A). Gene Ontology annotation, molecular function: 5'-3' DNA exonuclease activity; damaged DNA binding. Gene Ontology annotation, biological process: interstrand cross-link repair; protection from non-homologous end joining at telomere; double-strand break repair via nonhomologous end joining. The record is from RefSeq and is a predicted model, not a curated record. NCBI's taxonomy places the organism in Eukaryota, Metazoa, Chordata, Mammalia, Didelphimorphia, Didelphidae. The transcript is spliced from 10 exons.
AUGAAUUAGGAGCAAAGAAUUCUGUCGGUGGUCUCCAGGGUGUAGAAAGUGCUGGAGUGAACGAAAGAAGAAAACUUAUUGGAAGAAGAUAUCUGGGAAUAUAAAUCCAUAAGAAAAUCAAAAUUGGGAAAUUCAGAGGUUUCUAACUCUCUUCUAAAGGCAAGAGAUAGUAAGUACAAAUCAAAAAGAUGUAAUCUACAAAGAAACAAAAGGAUUGUGGAAGUUAAGGAAACAUCCAAGAAUGAUGAAUUGUGUUUAGGAGAAAGAAGUUCUCAGACACUUGUGUCUGAUCCUAAUCUAAAUGGUGGAGAUAAUAUUCAGCAGUCCCAGGAAAAGGUAACUACAAAAGCAAAAUUUGGAAAGACAAAUAGCAAAAAACUAACUCCAACAAAGCAGCAUCCAGUUUACAGUGGAUAUUGCCCAAGCUGCCAAAUGCCUUUUUCUUUAUUGCUGGGUCAAACACCACGGUGGCAUGUUUCCGAAUGUUUGGAUGCUCCACACUCCUCUGAAAGAGAGUGUCCUGAUGGUCUUCUUUGUACUUCUACAAUUCCUUCUCAUUACACACGCUACGCUCAUUUCCUACUAGCUCAAAGUAGAGCAGGGAAUGUUCAUUUUAGUUCUCCAACAUAUAUGUCAAGCAGCAAGCUCAUUGGUUCCAAUGAUACUAAAUCAGGCUUUCUCUGUAGCCUUGAGGAAAGAUGGACUCAAUGUCAGAAACAAGCAGAGAAUGCAAAAAAUGUUUCAAAUGAUCCCUUGUUGAUAACAUUGAGUCCAAGAAAAGUUCAAUCUCCAACUGAAACCAAUAAAAAAAUUUCCUUUUCCACAAACAUCUCAAAAUCCCAACAGACUUUGCAGUUCACAGAGUUUGUUGAUAAUGACAGACUUGAGAGCUCUGGUUUGCCUCUUGCUGAUGGAGAAUUAGACAGACAGAAUAGCUCAGAACAUUUGAACCUUCCACUGCCAGAAGCUGAUCUCAGCGACUGUGAAAUCUCCUUUUCUCCACUCCAAAGUGAUGAAGAAACUUAUGACAUAGAGGAGAAACUAGAAGAUUCACAAAAGGAACUGUUUAUUGCUGAAAACUCUGAAAAUUACAGCAUUGAAGAUGAGGAUGACAGCUGUAUCUUGUUUAGAAGACUUUGUGGAACCUUACAGGAGGAGUCUGAGCCUAACUGCCGGAAAAUGAACAGUUACAUAAAACAAAAUGAAUAUGAUGAAGAAUUGAAUAUAGCCCACACUUUAAGUGAUUUGUCUAAACCUGUUUCCCAAAAUAAUGAGAGGAUCAAGUUUUGUGAGCCAGCAUGUGCUACUAAUCAUUUCAAAUGCUUUCCAACUUCUUUAGCUGAGGAGCUGAAUUCUACUAAUUAUCAAGUCAAUAAAGAGGACCCUGAUGAGCCAAAAUUGUUCUCAUCCCAAUCAAGUAGAGGGAAUGUGCCUAUUGAAGAAUCAGCUGCUUGCAAUUGGGCUUCUCAACAAUUACUUAAUUGUGAAAUGUCAAAGUCCUUGGAAAGCAAGGAAGAAAAGACUUUUCCUUCUCAGUCAACUCAACAUGAAAUUGUAGAAGAAUCAAAUAGAUCCUUUUAUGGUAAAAGUAAUAGUCAUAUAAUAAAUUUAUGCAGGGAAGAAUUGGAUAGUAAGCCAGGUACUAAGCCUUCAGUUUUAGAGAUGGAAACUUUUCCCAAUAAAACUACUGCACGUAUAUCUACGGAGAUAUUGCUACCAUGUGCUCCUAGCUCUAAUACAAGACCAUCAUCUACUAAGGUAUUAAAACAAAUGGAUAUAGGUGUGUUUUUUGGGUUACCUCCAAAAGCAAAGGAAGAGAAAACACCAGAGAAAAGUGCUUCGAAAAGAACAAAAAAUGCAAGUCCUAAUGAAAAGCUGUCAGGACAGAGCAAGAGGAAAAGGGAAGCAUCUCUGGGUGAUUUAGAACUUGACAUUCACGACCUAAAUAGAACUAAAACCUCUGUGGAAUCACCCUGUGAAGAAUCACAAAGGAGAAAAAGACUUAGAAAGUCAUCUACCAUAGAAAAGACACAAAUGAGAAAAACUGAUGAGCUCAUGAAUAAUAGAGAAUUAGUUACAAAUAAAGUAGCUAGAGGUGGAUCACAGAGGUGGAGAAAAAAGUUACAAGAUUCAUUCUAUACUGAAGGAGGACCAAGGAAAAAGAAAUGUCCCUUCUAUAAGAAAAUACCAGGAACUGGCUUUGCAGUUGAUGCCUUUCAAUAUGGAGCAAUAGAGGGUUGUACAGCCUAUUUCCUGACACAUUUUCAUUCGGACCAUUAUGCUGGGUUGUCAAAAAAGUUUACAUUUCCAGUUUAUUGUAGUAAGAUAACAAGCAAUUUAGUAAAGAGCAAGCUUUGUGUGCAAGAGCAAUACCUCCAUCCCCUUCCAAUGGAUACUGUGUGUAUAGUGAAUAAUAUCAAAGUUGUUUUGCUUGAUGCUAAUCAUUGUCCAGGUGCUGUUAUGAUCCUUUUUCAUCUUCCAAAUGGUACUGUUAUAUUGCACACUGGAGACUUCAGAGCAGAUCCGUCCAUGGAACGCUACUCUCUUCUUGCUAACCAGAAAGUCCACACACUUUACUUGGACACAACAUAUUGCAGCCCAGAAUAUACUUUUCCUUCUCAGCAAGAAGUUAUCCAGUUUGCUAUCAACAUUGCUUUUGAGUCUGUAACCUUAGCCCCACGUACUCUUGUUGUCUGUGGAACUUAUGCUAUUGGAAAAGAGAAAGUAUUCCUAGCAAUUGCUGAUGUUUUAGGUUCCAAAGUGAGCAUGUCCCAGGAAAAGUACAAAACACUAAAGUGCUUAGAGCUUCAAGAAGUUAAUUCACUCAUUACUACAGACUGGAAUAGUGCAUUAGUACACGUUCUUCCUAUGAUGCAAAUUAAUUUUAAGGAUUUGCAGAACCAUUUGAACAAGUGUGGUGGGCAAUAUGAUUGCAUUCUGGCUUUCCGACCUACAGGAUGGACACAUUCUGAGAAAUUUGACUCUGUAGCAGAUAUUGUUCCCCAAACCAAGGGAAAUAUUUCGAUAUAUGGAAUUCCUUACAGUGAACAUAGCAGCUACUUGGAAAUGAAGCGCUUUGUCCAGUGGUUAAAGCCACAGAAAAUCAUACCUACAGUAAAUGUUGGUUCCUGGGAAUCCAGGAAAACAAUGGAGAAAUAUUUUAAUGAAUGGAAAUGUGAAGCUGGCUAUUGAUUAAAAGACUGAAAAAUUACAUUGUUUGCCAACCUUCGAUGUGAAUUUUUUUCCUCCUUAGCCUAUAUAUCCCUUCUGUUUGUCCCUCCUCCACCAUCUUGGCAUGAAUACACAUGUACUUUAUUUAAAAAAACCACAUAAAUGUCAUUUUUCUAUCUGAGGCUUAUUUUUUCAUAAUUUAUAUUUGCAAUAAGAUAUCCAGUAUACUGACUGCCUACCACUCUGAGCCUUUGGUGAGAAAGUGAAAAUUUUUUUCCCCUGUGUACAGCUUCCUUAAAAUCUUUUGCCUGUAGCCUAGAAGAAGACAGCAAGAGCAAACUAUUGACGAUUUUCAAGAAAUUUCUUUUCUCUUUUUGUAACUCUUAGGACCUUGUCUGGCCAUUGCAUAUGAAUAUUUAGUUAUCCUCAUUUCCAAAUUACUUCCUGGGAAGCAGAGAAACUACAGCAUGUACAACAAAAAGGAACCUCAGCAAUGUAUACACCAACCUAGAAGUAUUACAUAUUAGUUAUUACAUAUGUAUUAACACAUCUCAU